AUGGACACCGCAUGCGCCGUCUGCAAAAAAUCGCCUCCCGAGGUCACUCUCAAGCGCUGCGCAAGAUGUUCCACGACUCCGUACUGCUCUAGGGACUGCCAAAAGGCAGAUUGGAAGUCCCACAAGAAGAUCUGUAGCAGCCAGGCACAGGCCAAGCCAUCAUCGGCCGACAAGCUGUCACCCCCGAAAGGACUGGAAGGAGGCGUCGCCAAGCCAUUCACUCGCCUCGAUAAUGGCACUUGGCUGCAUGACCGAUCGGAGAAGGACGUCUACAUGCUCCUCAUCGAUGCUUACCGCCUAAACGUCGACGACAUGUACAACCUUGAAGGCGAGGUGGAUGAUGACAGCCUCUACUCCGGCGCGCCCGACGGACUGCUUGGCUUCCAGCGCUUCCUGCGCCGCGCCGCGUCUCGUCGCGGUCUGCUACCGCCGUGGUGGGAUGCUUCCAAGAGGAGGGAUUGCGAGGCGUUUGGUAUGACUCCGCAGGAGGGCAACUACCGGGCAUACCUGGAAUGCGCCGUGGAAAAGAGCGACAUUAUUGAAAAGUACGGCGACUCCCAAUUCCCCAUGCAGCUCCGCAUGUUGUCCGAGGCAGUGAUUGGGCGAGUUCCGGGCGGCUCAGACGGCAAGGCACUCAGAAAGCUGUUUGCCGGAAUGGAAGGAAUGGAACACGCUGACGCAGAGGGCAUGCCAUUCAGCAUUUUGAAUGCAGGGACCUUUUUUCGUAGCUAG
Molecule: messenger RNA, 732 nt
Organism: Metarhizium brunneum ARSEF 3297
Lineage: Eukaryota; Fungi; Ascomycota; Sordariomycetes; Hypocreales; Clavicipitaceae
Source: RefSeq, a predicted model, not a curated record